Messenger RNA from Corapipo altera (White-ruffed manakin), 3691 nucleotides. RefSeq names its product osteoglycin (gene OGN). The transcript has 7 exons. NCBI's taxonomy places the organism in Eukaryota, Metazoa, Chordata, Aves, Passeriformes, Pipridae. Gene Ontology annotation, molecular function: protein binding. Bases 242 to 1123 code for a protein of 293 amino acids. The record is from RefSeq and is a predicted model, not a curated record.
UACCCCAUGGAAAGUACUUUUCAGACUGUCAAACUGAGAGAGUAUCCAUUUCAGCAAGUGGGAUGUAAUUCAUAACUUGAACCUGAAGUGCACUGGUAAGAAUAACCUACAGAUAAGGAUAUCUGGUUUUAUGACAGUCACUGAAGAACUUGGAAUCUACUAAAAAGUCCCAAAGAAAGUGUUCUCCAUAGUCCAGGCAUAAGCAGAUCUCCACCAGCCUCAAACACUGUUCCAGGGAAGGAUGGAGACUUUGCAGGCUACUUUCUUUUUGUUUGUGCUUGUACCUUUGGUAAGUCCAGCACCACCUCUACAGCAACAACCAUUCCAGUUUGAGGAGUAUGAUACAGAUGUUUCCAUGGGAAGCCUGAUCCAACAAGAUUAUGAAAUGCAAUCCAAGGAUAUAAUAAAGGAUGGAACAAAUGUUUCUCUUGACACUUCCCUAAGACUGCAAGGGGACGACAGCCAACUGGAUGUGCCCCCAACAAAGGAUACAAACCUGCCCACGUGCCUGCUGUGUGUGUGCCUGAGCGGGUCCGUGUACUGCGAGGAGAUCGACAUCGAGGUCGUGCCCCCCCUGCCCAAGGAGACAGCUUAUCUGUAUGCAAGGUUCAACAAGAUCAAAAGGAUUGCAGCCUCAGAUUUUGCUGACAUUACUACCUUGAGAAGAAUUGAUUUUAGUGGAAACAGGAUAGAAGAAAUAGAAGAUGGAGCCUUCUCAAAGCUUCUGUUGUUGGAAGAACUUUCUCUUGCUGAAAAUCGACUUGUAAAACUUCCUGUUCUACCUCCCAAACUAACAACGUUUAACGCAAACCAAAACAGAAUCAAGAGCAGAGGAAUCAAAGCAAAUGCUUUCAAGAAGCUCACAAAUUUGGCCUACCUCUACUUGGGGCACAAUGCACUGGAAUCUGUUCCGCUGAACUUACCGGAGAGCCUGCGGAUUCUUCACCUUCAGUACAACAACAUCACCACCAUCACGGACGACACGUUCUGCAAGUCCAACAACACGCGGUACAUCCGCACGCGCAUGGACGAGAUCAGGAUGGAAGGCAACCCCAUCGUCCUGGCAAAGCACGUCAAUGCCUUCUCCUGCCUGAGAAUGCUGCCCGUGGGCACCUACUACUAACCCUGCUUCUGCCACUGCACAGCCCAGAACUCAGCCAUGGUAACAAAGGAUCCUUUCUGCCUCUGUUUACAAGCUCGUAUCCUCUCCCUCACUAAUGCUGUUUUCCCUGCAUACCCAGAACCUUCUACGGCGUUGAAGUGUGGUUCUGCUUUGAAAUAACUAUUUCUAAACAGUCACUUUAGUCAGUAGUUGUGGUGUUGUCACUGCUUUCAGAAUCUUUUCUGUUAAUGGAAGUGUAAAAAUACAUAUAUGCACACACAUCUCAACCUUCACUUCAUCACGUACUCUUUUCGUGUAGGUAAAAUCACACAGUAACUGCUGGUUCACAUUCUUUGCCAGUAUUCAGAACAAUCACCACAUUUUACAUUUCAGAUAAAUGCAGCACACUCUUGGAGCAAGCUACACAGGCAAAACACUUCUUUUAAUUCCAAUGCCACUCUUUUAAUCUGAAAUGAAAUCUCUUCAGUUGCCCUUCAAGAGUGUAUUGGAUGAAGAUGCAUACAAAAGAAAGUUAUGUUGAGAAACAGACCUUCUCAAAGGUUAAUUUCAUUAAAUUCAUUGGUUUGUGAAAAAUGAAAACAAUUCCAAUUAAGGUUUAGUUCACCAAUCAAUAUAGCAACUGGAACUUUUCAAGGUUGUGUUAAAUCUCCUUCUACUGUUUUGCUUUGAAAAUUAUCUAAGAACGUGUAUGUAUAAAAAUACAGGUUUUAUUUUUACACAGGGCAGUUUGAAGUGAAAUAUAUAAGUUUUGCUGAGCUGUACUCACAAGAGCUGUUUUUGCAACACCAGUUUCCCAUUUUAACACAAUGGUCAAAGUCCAGCAUCGUAUGACUAUUAAUUAUGACUAAAGCUAUUAAUGAAUGAUGGAGACUGAGCCUUGUUCCACAGCUUUUCUUAAAGGAAAUGUGACAAUAUAAUUAACAGCAAGCUGAAUUCAUGUUUUUUACCUGUAAAUAAGUAUGAUUUCAGUUAGAUGUCAGUGAGAAGAAACAGAAUUACCCUUGUACAACAAUACUUCUGCUCAUUAGGGAAAAAUUAAAUCAGACUUUCAAAUUAAAAAGAGAAGGUGAUUCUAUCACUAAUCUAAAAAAAAAAAAAGAGUUAACUUCAAGCACCAUUUCACUCAACUACUUUAAACCAUGCAGUGUAUUAAAAACACAAAUUGAGUGUGCAGGCCUUGACAGUUUAUCUAAAACUAGACAUAAGUGAUAUAGGAACACAAUAUUUUUUAUUACACAACUAUAAACUUCUGACAUUGUUUCUCCCCUCAAAUACCUGCCACAGGUGUGAAUGCCAAAGGUGUGCUAGUUCCUACUGCCACAUCAACUCUAAGUUUGAAGCUAGUAUAGAUUCCUAAUUUGUAGAAAUAGUUAAGCAUCAAAUGCAUGAUGAUGUAUCAGUACAUCUAGAAUACUGAUUGUACAAGAUAUUUUGUAUUUUAUUUAUCUUAUUUAGCUAAGCCUUGAUUUGUUAGUGCUUGUGCUCUGGGGAAUUGAUGCCCACUUAAUUCUGAACACACUGAUGUUCUGUCACUCAAUGCUGAGGCUUAAGAGACUUUCAGCCAGUUUUUAAGUAACUUUGUCAAGCAUCAGCUGUGGGUUCAUCUUUCUGGAAAGAGGAUGCAACCAUGAAAUGCAGCACAAAAAUAUUUUUUUUUCUGAACCCACUACCCAAGAAAGACACAGCAAUCCCCAAUAUUUUUCAUUUUAAGUUACUUGGUCUAACAAGAAAUUCCAUUGCCUUAAUACAACUGACACCAAAACCCAAGUCCGACAGUAAUACUUGGUUUUAGUUUUUCCAAGUAAGUCAUAAAAUUUUGAUGUUUCCAGGUUUUUAGCAAAAGCUUAAAAAUAACUCCAAAGCAUGUAAAAACACAUUCCAAUUUCAAGCCAAAUUUAUACGAGGAAAAAACAAAAGCCACCAAUUCUCUCAUCCCUCUUGUGAUAAAAGCCUAAGAUGGAGAAAACACAGCUGGGUGUUUCCUCUAAGUUACAUAAGUAGUGGCCUCUGAUCUUUUUCUCAUCACAAAUCAUUAUUACUAAGGAAAAAAAAAAGAAAACAGCUCUUUCCAGUAUUAAUAGGAUCAGUAAAUAUCACCAAAACUCUUCCCAUGAAAACAAUUAUAAGUGUACACAUAAAAACAAGCAGAGUUUUGUAAUAUAUACACACAAGUAAACAUUCUGAGACCCAACACUGCCACAUCAUUCAUUUGACAUCAAAAUGUUGUAUAUAUUUUUGAAACGUGCUAAUUACCACCAGUAAUGCUAAUUAAUACUCUUAAUACUUUGUAAGCAAAUGAAAGCACACAACUGGUACCUUCUGAAUGCCUAAUGAAGGCAGUAAGUUAUCUGGUGUGUUUUAAUUUCCUUUCCCCACCCAUAGCAAGGUAAAUAACCAAAACAAGAAGUGAGAAGGGCUUCAGCAGGGAGGAUUUUCACCUUCUAUUUGUGUGACCAGUACUAAUAUCAAGCUGAAUGUAUCAAGCUGAAUGUAAACCAUUCUAUUUUUUUCCUAUCACUCUUUUCUGUUCUGUAUUUCCAAUAAAACUUGAAUUUUUUUUUUCUUGUU